AUGUCCAAGAACCCGAACGCGUCGAACCCGUCCGCGUUCCUCAAGAACGUGCUCGGCCGCCCGGUCGUGGUCAAGCUCAACUCGGGCGUCGACUACCGCGGCGUUCUCGCGUGCCUCGACGGCUUCAUGAACAUUGCGAUGGAGCAGACGGAGGAGUACCACAAUGGCCAGCUCAAGGCUAAGUACGGCGACGCCUUCAUCCGCGGCAACAACGUGCUCUAUAUUAGCACGCUGAAGAGAAAGCCCGCGUGA
This is a messenger RNA of Emiliania huxleyi CCMP1516, 252 nucleotides long. RefSeq lists its product as hypothetical. Gene Ontology annotation, cellular component: U6 snRNP; sno(s)RNA-containing ribonucleoprotein complex; P-body. The transcript has a single exon. NCBI's taxonomy places the organism in Eukaryota, Haptophyta, Isochrysidales, Noelaerhabdaceae. Gene Ontology annotation, molecular function: RNA binding. Bases 1 to 252 code for a protein of 83 amino acids. Gene Ontology annotation, biological process: mRNA splicing, via spliceosome; maturation of SSU-rRNA. The record is from RefSeq and is a predicted model, not a curated record.